Molecule: messenger RNA, 3033 nt
Organism: Syngnathoides biaculeatus (alligator pipefish)
Lineage: Eukaryota; Metazoa; Chordata; Actinopteri; Syngnathiformes; Syngnathidae
Gene: zdhhc13
Product: zinc finger DHHC-type palmitoyltransferase 13
Exons: 17
Coding region: 131-2074 (647 amino acids)
Biological process (GO): protein palmitoylation
Cellular component (GO): Golgi membrane
Molecular function (GO): protein binding; palmitoyltransferase activity
Source: RefSeq, a predicted model, not a curated record
AGUUUGUUCAAAGCUUUAGCUUUAAUGUGGGUAUUUAACUUUAUUGCGAAAGGCAGCAAUCGGAAGUGGCAUUUUUAACUGUAAACCUUUCAGCAGCAACUUACCUUGAUUUCUUCGCGUUCACAACAAAAUGGAUUGGAGCAAAGGUGGCGAUAUUCAUAGUCAUACGCAUGACAGCUGUCACCAUGGACAUUCAGGUCAUUCACACAGUCACGGGCCCAGAGAAGCAGCAUUUAGCAGGAUGGGACUUCCGUCCGUACCUUCUUUUCACGGACAGUUUGGUAACAAUGCAGAUGAGGCCUUGGAUCUCAGUCAACAGCCAAAGAAGCGAUCGCACCUGGAUGACAGCAGCAGCUGGGACAUAGUGAAGGCAUCACAGUUUGGCAUCUUGGAUCGCUGUAAGGAGCUGGUGGAAGCUGGAUACGACGUCAGGCAGCUAGACAAAGAAAAUGUGUCGCUGUUGCACUGGGCGGCCAUCAACAAUCGCUUGGAACUGGUCAAGUAUUACAUUUCUAAAGGGGCGAUAGUUGACCAGCUUGGAGGAGACCUGAACUCUACACCUCUUCAUUGGUCCAUAAGACAGGGCCACCUUCCCAUGGUCAUUCAACUGAUAAGAUAUGGCGCAGAUCCCUCCAUUGCAGAUGGAGAAGGUUAUCGCGCUCUUCACCUUGCCAUCCUCUUCCAGCACAUGGCUAUAGCAGCUUAUCUUAUGGCCAAGGGACAGGAAGUUGAUGGACCUGACUGCAAUGGACAGACGCCUCUGAUGUUGGCAGCCCAGAAGAUUAUUGGGCCUGAGCCCACGAAUUUCUUGAUCAAAAACAAUGCUUCUGUGAGCGCCGUGGACAAAGUGAACAGAAACACUCCCCUUCACUGUGCUGUGCUGGCGGGGAACGUUGAUGCUGCAUAUGUCCUGCUGGAGGCUGGAGCCAGCUUGGAUCUAGAAAACAUCAAUGGUCACACACCUCUCGAGCUCGCCCACCAGGUGCACAGCCCCCUACUUAUUUACAUGCUCAACCAAGUCAAGCAGGAGAGGAUACGCGCCAACUCGCGCUGUUUACGAAUUAUCACCAAAUACAAAGUGUUUCUGCAGUUUUUGCUUUCUACUGCCAUGUUUGGAUGUUUGGCUGCCAUAUUGGAUAUGAAUUCGGACUCCUGGUUGCUCAAAGGGAUCCUGCUAGUAUGCGUGGUUGGUGCAGUCAGUUUGGCUUCAAGGAAUUUCCCGAGUGCAGUGUUUCAGUCACUUCUACCGGCUACAACUCUCAUGGCCUCUAUCUUCUGGAUGGUUGUCACUUGGUGUUUAUGGUUCCUGCCAGAUGGUCACAGCGCCACAGUCCAGGUUCUUUUCACUCUCAACGCCACAGCUCUGCUCUACUACUACUUUCGUGCGUGCAGGACUGACCCAGGCUUUGUCAAGGCUACUGAAGAAGAGAAGAAAAUGAAUGUAUUGUUGUUGGCUGAGGCUGGCUGUCUGGACCCCAGUAUAUUCUGCACCUCGUGCAUGAUAAAGAAACCAGUUAGAGCCAGCCACUGCCAGAGAUGUGAUGCCUGUGUAGCGAAGCAGGACCAUCAUUCUGUUUGGACCAACACCUGCAUUGGUGCCAGGAACCAUCUUUACUUCGUCCUCUUCUUGCUCUCUUUGUUCCUGAUGGGUGUCUGGAUGUUCUACGGUUGUCUCGUGUACUGGUCAACACAUUGCAUCGUGCACUAUGAGCAGCAGGGUCUGGUGGGAGGGGCCUUUGCCGUGGUCGACUGCUCCCCAUGGUUGCUGUGCAUCUUCUUGUUAGCUUUGUAUCACACCUGCUGGUCCAGCUUCAUCCUGCUCCUGCAGCUCUACCAGAUCGCAUUCCUCGGACUGACCACAGCCGAGAGAAUGAGCCUAAUGAUGCACGCGAGAAAACAUGGACAAUCCUUGUCCUUCUCCCAAAAUCCAUACAAUUUGGGCAUCGUGAGGAACCUGGUGUCCUUUUUCCAGCUCCGAUGCUGCGGCCUCUUCAAACCGGCCGUCAUCGACUGGACACAACAGUUCCCUCCAGGCUGUGACCAGCGCUUGUUCAGACACACGGACAUGGUCUGACGCUAAGGGGAGACCUUACCAAUGGCUUUGGACCAAAAUGAGCAGUGUAUUUAUUUUUCUAAAGGCUCAUAGUCAAGUGAAACCACUCCAAUUGUUGGGGGUGGGUUAAAAAAUGUGACUAUUUUUUGCUUUUUGUACAGCCUGCUGCUGCCUUCUGACCUGUGGAAGUCAAACAAAUCACUUGCAAAUGUAUUGCAGAAAUGUAUAGCAGUUAUUGACCUUUUGGGCUCUAUUUUCAUAGACUGCGCAACAUGUGCCGUAGCGCAAAUAAUGCGCAUCUUGAUAGGCGUGCCAGCGCAAGGUUUUGCUGCAUGUGUUAGCCAUUUUGACAAACCAGUCUGCCCCCAGUUGGGUAUUUUUUGGGGGGGUUAGUUAUCAUUUUACUUGUUUUCAAUCCACCGACUGGCUGAUACACUGUGACGGGGGGUGGCGGGAGGAAAGACAUACUGCAUUUAAAUUGCACACGGUUAGUAUAGCGCCAGCUCAUCCUGUAUUUAAUUGCAUUGUCUUAUCACUCAAGUGACAAUAGCACAGAUGCCUCCCUCCAUGCAUUGGUUUGGUAAACCUGGGGUUGUAAGUUCAUAUCCCACUGGGGCCUCCACUCUCUGAGAGGGGUUACGUCAGGUUACUUACCUAAAUGAAUAGGCCACUUUGAUUCGCAGACAGUAAAGUCAACAGUGUUUCACCCAUGAGUGCAGACGGCCCUCGUUUCGCUGCACGAUUAUGACAACUCCAUCUAACCUCCCCCCUAGCAGAAAUGUGCUGUGCACCGCGCAGGUCGUGCGCCAGUCAGGACAAUAGAGCCCCCGACUGUGUUCACAAGGCAAUCUUAUUUUUUUAAACAUGCUCCCUGAGAGAAAAGAUCUUUCUAUGUGCUAAGUCUUGUUUUGUAAGGAUGAAAGGUGUUUCAUAAUGAAAUGCCACUUCGAUACUUAAAUAAAGCAACUUGUGUAUUCUUA